AUGAACAGCAGCUCCCUGCCCUGUGCUCCCUGCCUCAGUCUGUGUUGCAGGACCCUGCCCUUUGCCCCCUCCUUCAGUCUGUGUUGCAGGACCCUGCCCUUUGCCCCCUCAUUCAGUCUGUGUUGCAGGACCCUGCCCUGUGCCCCCUCCUACAGUCUGUGUUGCAGGACCCUGCCCUUUGCCCCCUUCUUCAGUCUGUGUUGCAGGACCCUGCCCUGUGCCCCCUGCCUCAGUCUGUGUUGCAGGACCCUGCCCUUUGUCCCCUCCUUCAGUCUGUGUUGCAGGACCCUGCCCUGUGCCCCCUGCCUCAGUCUGUGUUGCAGGACCCUGCCCUGUGCCCCCUGCCUCAGUCUGUGUUGCAGGACCCUGCCCUGUGCCCCCUGCCUCAGUCUGUGUUGCAGGACCCUGCCCUUUGCCCCCUCCUUCAGUCUGUGUUGCAGGACCCUGCCCUUUGCCCCCUCCUUCAGUCUGUGUUGCAGGACCCUGCCCUGUGCCCCCUCCUACAGUCUGUGUUGCAGGACCCUGCCCUUUGCCCCCUUCUUCAGUCUGUGUUGCAGGACCCUGCCCUGUGCCCCCUGCCUCAGUCUGUGUUGCAGGACCCUGCCCUUUGUCCCCUCCUUCAGUCUGUGUUGCAGGACCCUGCCCUGUGCCCCCUGCCUCAGUCUGUGUUGCAGGACCCUGCCCUGUGCCCCCUGCCUCAGUCUGUGUUGCAGGACCCUGCCCUGUGCCCCCUGCCUCAGUCUGUGUUGCAGGACCCUGCCCUGUGCCCCCUGCCUCAGUCUGUGUUGCAGGACCCUGCCCUUUGCCCCCUCCUUCAGUCUGUGUUGCAGGACCCUGCCCUUUGCCCCCUCCUUCAGUCUGUGUUGCAGGACCCUGCCCUGUGCCCCCUCCUUCAGUCUGUGUUGCAGGACCCUGCCCUUUGCCCCCUCCUUCAGUCUGUGUUGCAGGACCCUGCCCUUUGCCCCCUCCUUCAGUCUGUGUUGCAGGACCCUGCCCUGUGCCCCCUGCCUCAGUCUGUGUUGCAGGACCCUGCCCUGUGCCCCCUGCCUCAGUCUGUGUUGCAGGACCCUGCCCUGCAACAGUAAAUAG
Molecule: messenger RNA, 1089 nt
Organism: Oncorhynchus kisutch (coho salmon)
Lineage: Eukaryota; Metazoa; Chordata; Actinopteri; Salmoniformes; Salmonidae
Product: keratin-associated protein 10-7-like
Exons: 1
Coding region: 1-1089 (362 amino acids)
Source: RefSeq, a predicted model, not a curated record